AUGACUAAGUCAACCCCAACUCCGUCGCAAACGAAGCCGCAACGCUCUCGAAGACUCGUUGUUUUAGGAACCCUUUCGUUCACAACAGGAGUCAUCAUAAUUGGUUAUGCCAUCUUGGACCUGGUUGGUCUUUCCUUCGGCCACUUUAAGGAUGCUACGUGGAUGUGGUAUUCUGUGAUCGCGCAACAUAUUCCGUUUGGUCUUUUUCUGGGGUAUAUUUGGUAUGUUCUGAUCUGCAAGAAGGGCUGUCAUUGUUUAGAUGAAAAAGAGAAAGAGGGUAAUGGACAUGCCUCGGUUUAA
This is a messenger RNA of Penicillium pulvis, 300 nucleotides long. RefSeq lists its product as uncharacterized. NCBI's taxonomy places the organism in Eukaryota, Fungi, Ascomycota, Eurotiomycetes, Eurotiales, Aspergillaceae. The coding region runs from base 1 to 300 and encodes 99 amino acids. The record is from RefSeq and is a predicted model, not a curated record. The transcript has a single exon.